AUGGGAUCGCUUGCAUCUGAAUUGAAAUAUGGUCAACUUUGGCGGCAGGCCAACCUCACCACCCAAUCGGCUAGAUCUGGUAUGACCUCUAACCGCCUGUUCUCGGCUCGUGCCACUAUUCGCCGAGUUGUAUUCCCCAGCUCCACUCUCGAUAACUUGCGCAUGCCGACGGCCCCUGGCGCUGGCACCCUGGACGAAGCGAGUGCGCUUUCUGUUGUGCGAGCACAUCUACGGCGGCGAAACAACUUUAUUCGCCGUCUUGGAAAACGUCCGCCUAGGCCAUCACAAGAAAUUGAGUCACUCUUUGACGCCUGGUGGAGUUCGGAAGCCUGUGAAUCUAAAGAUGAGAAUAGCGGGGACUCUUCUUGGGGCAAAUGA
Molecule: messenger RNA, 378 nt
Organism: Protopolystoma xenopodis
Lineage: Eukaryota; Metazoa; Platyhelminthes; Monogenea; Polystomatidea; Polystomatidae
Source: the annotation of a GenBank genome assembly